AUGAAAAUACUUAAAAAACGAAAUAAAAGAACUGAAACAAGUCAAAAUAAUGAAAAUAAAGACAAACCACAAACUUCUCUAUCUUCUGAUAGAAUAACGGGAGACCCGGAGACUGCUGCAGUAGAGAAUAAUGAUGCCAUAAAUAAUCAAAAUCAAACUGAUCAAGAGCCCAAUACUUCAAGUUCAAUGGCAGAAAAUCUGGCUCAAAAUGAAACUAAUGAGAAGCCUUCUGUCAAAAGCUCACUUGGUGGUCAACAAUCUGACCAUUUGCAAACUAAUGAUUCGCCAUCAACGUCACGAAUUCAGGAAGACGAUUUAGCAGAAAAUUCGUCGGAUGAUGAACAACAAGGUGAUCCAAAUACUGAAGACCAUGAUGAUCAAGAUGGUGAAAGUCAAGGCAAUUUAUCGGAUAGUGGCCAAAACGAUGUUAAUCCUAAUCACGAAUCACGUGAUGAUGGUCCACAAAGCGUGAUUGAUGAUCAAGGUUUGUCAUCUCAAGCGAACAACUCAAACCAGGGUUCGUCAGGAUCGGCUAACAAUUCUACAAAAAGAGUUGAUGGUGAACAAGAACAAGAAGUUGAUUUAUUUAAACGACCCAAGGCUCAUAAAACUGAUUCAGAACGAGUGCAAAGACCACCUCAGAAUCUUGAAAAAUACUUUACCGUUACUUUUCACGUUCAUAUGCCUACAAAUCUAUCUAAAAAUUACAUACCUGUUGUACUUGGCGAUAUUCCUGCAUUGGGAGUAUGGAAAGAACCACUUGUAAAGCUUCAUCGUUUUGGCGGUGAAAAUAUCGAUUACUGGAUUUCGGAUCCUAUCAAAAUUCCCACAUCCUAUAUUACCGGAGAUCGAAACAUCGCAUAUAAAUAUGCCAUAUGGUGCAAUUCACGUUUUUCAUUGCUCACAAAAGAAAUUACUUUUGAAGGCUAUGGUGAAAAAGAUAACCGAGAGUUAAUUUUAAAAGAAGAUUUUUAUGAUAUUUGGAAAUCAAAUUGGGAUUAUAGUUUGAAAAUGCUUAAAGAAUGUUAUUUUGUCAAAGACAUUUACAUGUCAUUGAACGCAAAUAAUUUAAAAGACACGAUAAUUGAAUAUCAAUCGUUACGAAAAGCACAUCCUAGGGCAAUGAUUUCCGCUACAAAUUUGAACUUUAUAGCCGAGAGUGCAAUGGAUGCCGAUUCGUUCAAUCAAAAGAUAUUCUUAUGCCUACUUCUAGGCUAUCACAUAGAAGACCAUGAAACGAGUAAGAAAAAUCACUUUCGACUUUCGGAUAAUUUUCCUUCUGUACCUUUGCUCGAAGGUAUUUGUGCUAUUGGAUCAGAUAGCUUGCCUUCGAAUACAGUGCGUUUGCUUAGGCCUACAAUUGCGGCUCUGGUAAGACAGAACUCAUCGCCAAACUUUACUGGAUGCGAGUGGAUGCAUUUAUUUUCUGUAGCGGCCGAAGUAGACCCCACGUACGAUUUUUUAAAUCAUGUACAAAAAUGGGAAUACGAAAUGGCUUUUUUACCACUUAAAUCCGCUCUGAAAAAAAUUGUAAAGCCAGUAAUCGAUAAAACAAUAUCAAUGGCAGAUUAUUUACAUAUACUUAAGAAACUUUUCGGUCUUACUACCACCAUCGAUAUGUUUGUCUUUAUAUGGCAAGAUAUCGUUCGUGUUGAGGUCAAAGAUUGGACUCAUUACUCCGACCUUCAAGUUCAAAUGCGCGAACAUUUUUAUAAAUUGAUUGCCUCGAAAAAUGCAGCGAGCUUGUAUGAGUGUCUCAAUAUAAUGCCAAAGGGAUUUCAUCUAUUAGUAGCGGAAAAGUUACGAAAAAGAAUGUUUGAUCUGUUGUAUAGUCAAAGAAAUAAUAAAUGGGACGAGAAGAGUGUUGAAUACAUUUCUAAAUUAUUAUCCGAAGAAAGGCUCUCUUGGACGAGUGAUGAUGCUAUUCAAGCCUUGGAUAUUAUCAGUAAAUCUCAAGAUCUACUUUUAUUAAAGAAUUUUCCGAAAUUUCUGGAGAAUGUGAUAGAAUAUAAAGAUAAAAAUUUCUGGAAGAAAACAUCAAGCAUUUGCAUCCAUUGGUAUCAACAGAUUCUCGCUCUCAUUUGUGGAGAUAAUGUGGAACGUCAGAUUAGAGGAAACUUUGUCAAUUAUAUUUUCGCUUACCUAUCAGUAAUCUACCCUAUUAUUGCUGAAAUCGAUUCAUUAGUUGACCAAUUACAAAAAACUGCAGUCAAGCAGGUUGAAAAAUUUACUGAUGAACUUGUAUUCAAAGCCACUGCUUCAAUUGGGGGUAAUUCGAAUAUAAAGAUUGUAGAAUGUUUUGAGCAAGUGAUCAAGAGGCGUUUAGAUCAUGCUAUUCAAAAUAGCGACGAAAAACUUAAAAAACAUAUAAUGAAUAUUUGUGAUUGUACCAACCUGAAUCAGGGAUUAAAUGUUCCUAAUAAAUUAUGUGAGGAGAUAUUAUUCUACAUAAUGACCCAAUUGCAGAGGAAAAUUCCUGACUUAUUGAUUGGCGAUAUUAUCCCUGAUAAUCUUCACAUCGUUUUACUCGACUCCUCCAACUUUUGGGUGGUGAUUUUGCAAGCUUCUGGCACGGUGAAACGCUUACAUUCUCAUGUUCACAUACGAAAAGUUGUGAAUGCCAUUGUUCAGCUCACCGAAAUGCUUCAAAAGAGUAAUAUCAAUAUAAGUCUGCUUCGAAAUGUGUUAAAAUAUUCGAAUCAAAGAUUGCUUCGUUAUCUUGGAGCUGUCAAACAAUCUAGUAUCACUGAAAAAUAUCUUAAUGCCAUUCGUGAAGAUUGUUUAGCAUAUGAGAGAAAAUUGAGGCAAUUGAACAAUUUUUACACUCAUUUUUGCUCAGACCAAAGAUUGACCGACACCCAACAUUAUAACAAUGAUAUUGAGCAACGAAGGCGAUCGCUUGACAAAACAUCAUUGGGUGAAGUUCUAUCACUAGAUUAUUGGACGAUGCACGAACAAAUUCUUGAGAUUGCGGAACAAUCUGAUAACUUUAUAAAUUCGCAGACUUUUGCCAAUUUUUUCGAAAAUUGUUUGGAAAAAGAAGCCAGUGAUUUGUCAGUUUUGACGAUAGCAACAAUUAUUAUGCAAAACACAUUCACCGAAUAUGAUGAAUUAAUUAAAAAGUGUAAUAACUGGAAAAAGCUAAAAAUCUCAUCUGCAUCCCUACUUUGGAAAAAUACAAAAAAUGUCGAUGACGAAUUAAAAUUCUUAUCAAAAUGCAAACGCUUGAUUGUAACUAGGGAUUUUGCGACCGGAAUAAAGAAUCUUGUAGACGUUCCAAUAUGGAAGACUGUAGAAAUAUUUAGAGUUGAUGAUAAUAAAAAACGGCUCCCUAGGCUAUUACAAGACCUCCACGAUGAAGAUAAAUUAUUCGGAGACUUAUCACGGACUUUUAAUGAAUUAACUAGAGUUUAUGGAUUCAUAGAAAACGAUUGCUGGUCUUUAAUUAAAGAACUUUCGACCGCUGGAGAUUUUAUUAUUUUUUUACAAUCUGUUGCAGAACACGAUCUAAAAAAUUUAAUUAAUGCUGUAGAUGAUCAUUCUGAUGAACGGUUGAUACAAGAAGAUACUGUGUCUUCUUUGAUUCAAGUCAAGCAAUUUUUGCUUCCAGUAAUGAGCCGUACAGAAGUAACAAGCAUUAAUGCUUUCAUCGACAAAUUAACAUCAAUUUCAAAAAAGAAUCCUACUAUAUCGAAAAAAAUUGCCCUUUGCAAUGCACAUAAUCUUGCACUGAAAAACAUGUGCAAUAAUAUUCUGAGCAAAGGAGAAGUAACAAAAAAACGCAUCAAAAAUGCAGUCACCAUAGGAACUUAUGUAUUUUGGCGCCCAGAAAAAGAGGACAACUGUGCGGUAUCAUUAACUUAUCAUUUGCAGGCAGAACUCAUCGAAUACACUCUUGGUGAUUUACUGGAUUUACGAGGUCGUGCUUUGUUAAUCGCAAAGUCAUCAAAUUCAGUUCAACUUAUGGAGAUUGAUGGCGAGGACGAAGAUGACCACGAAGAGAAAUACAAUAGUGACUUUGUUCAUCACGUUGAUCUUGCACAGCAAAUUCUGAGUGUCGCAUCAAAGUUAAUGCAAUUGGGACACUUUUCUUAUCGAAAAUUUGAAGAAAGGGCUGCGAACGAAGAAGAAAUGUUAGAGUUGCUCGAGAACCUCAAGGAUGACUUGAAUAAAUGGGAAACUAUCAUUAAUCAAAUGCAAGAACAAUACUAUUACUUGACAUUUUAUCCGGCGCGUCAUAUUUUGACAUUCUUUGAUUAUUUUAUUGGGAAUUCUAAGGAUAAUCCCGAAAAUAAAAAGAACUGCGAAACUCUCUUAGCUUAUGUCAAUAAGCAAGCCAAAUUGCCACCAGCAACCGAUUAUAAUAAUUUCGACUACAAAGGGGAAUCGCAUGAAGGAAUCCUCGGUGAAAUCGGCAAAAUAUUGCACAAUAUAAUCGAAGGCACGCCAAAAAGAAUUCGAAAAAUUUCCGCACCAAUCGAACUUGUUCUCUCUGACGUGGUUAACUCUGGCCAAUUGUUUGUUGCUGCUUGCGAAAAAGAUCGAUUGGAAAAUACAAUCAUGUCGAUCUUUGCUAAUCACGGAAUUUAUCCGGAACCUUGGCAGAUACUUAUAUGUCGUUCUUCUACAACUGCAGAAGAACUUUCUCUUUUUACAAAAAGAUGUUUUUUGGCUGCGAUAAAUGGAUAUGAUGAACAUUUGUUUUGUAUAGCCAAUUUGGAAGUUCUGGAUUUUGAGCUUCAAUAUACUCUGGUAAAUGAUAUCCGAUCACUAUGCGGGAAAAAGGAGCAAUAUAAUUUGGCAUUGAUUUGUUGCAGAGAACCCGGAAUUCAUCACCACAUUCUCGACCAAUUUCGGGAACAUGUUCAUGCCACUAAAGGUCUCAAUGUUCAGUCAAUGAGCAAUAUUUACACGGAAAUAUGUCCAGAAGUGAUGUGUGUCUCUUCAGAUUUAUCUGGACAAGGCAAAACUGAGUGGAUCCGUCAAACAAGUAUGGAAAAAGGUUUAAUACCACGAAGUUUGUUAGUCAGCGAUGGAAUUCAAUUUGGGAAACUUGUGCGUCAAUUGAAAGAGAGCAACUUACAUAAAUAUGAAAGUUUGCAUUUAAAUAUUUUAUCCGUUCAACAUCCUGGUGAAGUGAAUAUGUUCCUCUUUGAAUUAUUGACAUUGGGAAUGGUCUCAAACGAAGUAGAUAUUGCAGAAUUACCAGGUACACUAAUAUUCAUAGAGGUGGCGUCCACUGUGGAUCAAUAUCUUCUUAACUCACUUCCACUCACCGGAUAUCUCUCUCGACAACAUCUAACUUGGGAUGAUAAUCAAUUCAUUUCGUCACAUGAGCUUACAAGCCCGAUUCAGGUGGUGGCUCGAUAUCUGGAUGCAUACGAUCAUGGGGUUCUUAAUCAAACGGACAUUUCAAUCAAUACAGGACCUCCAAUACGAGCCAAUCGUUGUAAAGAAUUGAUAGAACAGUACUUUUUUGGUGAAAAUGCAGAAAAUAUCUCUUCAUAUCGGUUUAUCGAGAUUUUUGUCAAUGUGCUAGCUGAUCAGUUGAUCCGUAUGUCGACAAGCACAUACUUUCGAGUUGAAAAUCUUCAGUUAAUGGUAAAAGAGCGUGAUAUUCGUUCGCUAUUGAUGCGACAAUUCAUUGAAACGGGCAAAGAAUUCGCGACGAGAUCAAUUGCAUCGAAGACAGCACAAUUAGAUAAUAUUUCUGAAACGGAUAUUGCACGAUUAGGAGCUAUUUUACCGUGGGAAGAAUCGAACCAUCUAUUAGUGGUGUUUCUAACGCAAUUGCCCGAUUCUAUUGCGGCAUUUUAUAGCGACAAAACAAAGGUACCAGCCAAUGUUGAAAUUCUACUAAAAAGCCAACAAGUUGAUAACCGAAAUUCGGCAUUGGAAGAUUAUCAUAUGAUGAGGCCGGAUGUCUUACUACAAAAAUUGGAAUCCCUUGCCCGAAAAACUAUGCACAAAUUGGCAUUUCCACAAUAUGCUUUAUCGGCAGACAACUUAUUGAAAAUGGCGCUUAUUCUAUUGAGAGCUCGUGCUCAUAUACCGGUGAUUAUAUGUGGAGAAGCAGGAUGUGGAAAGACAAGCCUUUUACACUUCUUAUCGAUUGUCAUGGAAGUUCAAUUUGAAUCUUUGAAUUUACAUGCAGGAAUACGAGAAGACCAAAUUUAUGCAUUUAUUAAUGAUGCUACUGAAAAAGCGGAAGAAGGAGAGCUUUGGUUGUUCUUUGACGAAAUCAACACUUGCAAUCACAUUGGAAUUCUUGCUGAUCUGAUUGCACACCGAACUCUUAAUGGAAAGCUUAUACAUCAUAAUAUUAGAUUAUUUGCAGCAGCAAAUCCGUAUCGAUUACGCACCAAAGCUCAAAGUAGCGCAGGAUUAACUGCAAAAUUGCGUUAUGAGGAACAGAGCAAACUAGUAUAUCAAGUGCAUCCUCUACCUGAUCAACUUUUGGAUUAUGUUUGGGAUUAUGGUAUAUUGAAGCCAAAUGAUGAGUAUUUGUAUAUUCGAAUUAUGGUAGAAAAAUCACACGAAUCACUUGGACCGAAUGCGGUUAAAGAUGGUUUCCACGAUUUAUUAUUUGCAUCACAAAAUUUCAUUCGGGAACAUGAAGAGCCAUAUAGCGUCAGUCUGCGCGACGUUAAGCGCGCGGUUAAGCUAUUCCUAUUCUUCUCCGAUAGUCUUAAAAAAAGGCCAGCACUGAAAAAUCCUAAGUCAAGAAGUCGCAGCAAUUACCCAAACACAAACCGUUAUUCAAUUAUGACUCGUUCUUAUUGUCUUGCCUUAGGACUAUGUUAUCAGGCAAGGCUAUGUGAGAAAAAAUCACGACAACAAUAUCGAGCAGAAAUCUGUUCAAUAUUUAAAAAGAAAAUGACCGAGAAAGACUUUAAUGAUAUACUAAAAGAAGAGCAAGAAGACUACUAUUAUCGUAUGGUAACUGGACCCUCAAUUGCUGCCAAUUCAGCACUUCUUGAGAAUAUUCUCGUGAUGAUAGUGUGCAUUUUGAAUCGUAUUCCGUUAUUUAUUAUUGCUAUACGACUCAUUAGUCAAAAUCUGCGUGGAACUGACUCGUCGGAUCCAUAUUUUCAAACGUUGCCAGGGGUAUACGUCAUUCCUCACCAAGGCUCCUCAUCAUCGACCUCUGACGGUAUUCUCAAAGUCUUCGAAAAAGCUCAUAACUAUCAAAAAACAAGUUCUCAAGAGUUCCCUAUAAAUGCCGUAGUUUUACUGGACGAAGUCGGUUUGGCGGAAACCAGUCCAUUUAAUCCACUUAAAGUAUUGCACUCACUCCUCGAACCAAGCUAUCCAAAUGAUGGCCCAACAGUUUCCGUUAUUGGUAUUAGUAAUUGGCGAUUGGAUAAUAGUAAAUCCAGUCGAGCACUUCUCGUCCAAAGGCCCAAAUUUGAUAAAGAAGAUUUAUUGGAAACAAGCAAAAGAUUACUUGAAAAUAAAAGAAGCAAUCACUAUCAUCGGCACUAUGACCUUUUAGCUGAUGCUUACUUGAAUUACGAGAAUAAUCAAACGUCUUCGAAUUUUCAUGGGUUACGAGAUUAUUACGCAUUAGUGAAGAGCUUAAGUGGAGACUUGACAGCAAAUUCAUUACAACAAGCAUUAGUUCGUAAUUUUGGAGGCACCGAACAAACGUUGGAAGUGUGCAAACGAUACUUUGGACAAGUUUUAAAUAAUCUUGAUGGUUCACUAUAUGAUUACCAGCCAAUCCCAGUGGACACGUUAAUUAGCGCGAAUAUGGAUGAUAAGGAUGCGCGGCAUCUAAUGGUGAUUGGUAAAAGUGACUCCAUAAUGGAUAUUCUAGCAUACCAAUUGCGUCAAAAAGAUUUGGAUCCAGUGGUCAUUUGUGGUUCGCAGUUCCCAGAUGAUCAGGAAGAUUAUUCGUAUGCAGUGUUAAGACGUAUUAUGAUAUGUGUUGAAACUGGUCGGUCCUUGAUUUUAACUGAUUUGGAAAUAAUUUAUGGGAGUCUGUACGAUUUGUGGAAUCAGAAUUACAUAACUGCCGGUACUCAAGAAGAUCCAAAGCACUUCACCCGAGUUGCGUUAGGCGCCUACUCAAACCCAAUGUGUUUUGUCCACGAAAAUUUUCGCUGUAUUCUAAUCAUGGACGAGAAGAAUCUGAAACUAGCAGACCCGCCUCUUCUCAAUCGGUUCGAGAAACAAAGAAUGAGUAUCAACGACACACUAAACGACCAUAAAAGGAAUCUGGUCGAGUGUCUUUUGACAUGGGUUCGUCAAAUUUCAACAUUGGUGGAAAUAGAGGUUAAGAAUGGACAGAUGGACUUUUCAGAAAAUGACAUGUUCAUUGGGUUUAAUACAGAGGAGACAGUGCAGAGUUUGGUCAUUGAUAAAUGUCAGAAAAAUCCCAAUCUAAAUGAUAAUAAGAUAAUUAUGAAGUGUAAAGAAUCGCUUAUCUCCAUUGCAUCUUCUGAUGGCAUUGUACGAUCUGAGAGGUCUGCUUUGGCUAGCACAAAUCGUAAGGAGGUGACACACUGGAAAACCACUUAUUUCUUUAAUCAACGACAUGAUGAUAUUUACGCCUAUUUCGAAGAUUUACUAAGAGUGGAUAGCACCAUCCCAACUGGAAAAGAGAACCAUCAAGUGAUUAUAAAUACAUUUUCCAACAUCAACACCGAUGUAAGCUCAAUAUUGCGAAAUUUAGUAUCGUGUCAAAUCGACAAAUUAUCUACCUUCAAAACGGAAGCUCAACUACAAAACCGCAUAAAACAUUUCUGGCUUGAAUCCGAUUCGCAAUUAUUGGUUUUGCAAUGUGACGUGUCAACAGUAAAAGCCAGAUGCAUCAAAUUGGCGAAAUUUAUUAUUGAACAAUUCCGAUCAGAAUAUUUAGCUCGUGACAAGCAACCAAACAAACAUGCUUGUAUCAUUCUUCAUACUCAACGUAAAAGCGAAUUGAUCAAUUCUUGUUCGUUCAAUUUUAUGUGUGGCUGGGAACAAAUCACUAUCGAGCUACUUAUUCCACAAGAAAAAGCGUUAUCUAGCUUGCUGACUGGUAAUCUUGUGACUAUAAUCGAAUCAUCAUAUCCAUUCAAAGAUGUCCUACAACAAGAGUUGCUGUGGUGUUUAUCAUGUAACAAAUAUCCUUCGACACCAAAGUCAGUGAUUCAUCUACGAUAUUUGCUCCAAGAAAUACCAAAUCAUCCAGCGUUUCUAGACAUUAUACAUGAAAGAGUGCGACAAUAUCUGCUGGAGCAUGAUUCGAAUAAUUGGCAAUUGCAAGUAGCCUCGAACAAAAAAUCAUUGUAUUUAUACUCAUCGUUCUUGGCGGCUCUUCAAUCACAUAUUCGAGAAUUUAUUCGAAAACCAAUCGCUCAAAUCUUGUGUAUUCUGGAGCGAUAUUCCGUCAUACAAACAUUCUUUGAAAUCGAUGGCACAUCGAAAGGAGACGAUUUGCUCGCAUUUUGGUUUGAAAUGUUUCGGGACAAAAGAAUCGUAAAUAUUGAUGAACUGCUAGAACCCAAACCAGAUUUAUUCCGAAUGCCAAAUAUUCAACACAAAUUGCAAUUCCCAUUUUCUUUGUAUUUUUUCGACCGUAUUAAUAAUUUCAAGAAAUUAUAUCAAGAAGAAAUUUCACGAUUAUCGGAGGAGGAUGAGAAUCUCGAUAAUGAUGGCAGACUUUUGAGCCAUAUUAGUGAAGAUGUUCAAAAUCAAUUUGCAAGGAACAUUUUGACAGCAAUUCCUUCACUUCGUUCACCCCUCGUAGAUCAAUCUAUAAAAUUAUACUACGAUGAUUUUCUUACUAUUCUCUCAUCAGAAAUAAUUGGUGACCACACCGAGAAAUUGUUAUCCUAUCUCAUAAAAUCCGAACUUUCCGAGGAAGAGACUAUGCAUUCACUUCACCUAUUGCGCAUCUGUAAUGAUUUAGUUUCCACGAAAUCGAUUCCUCUUGGUGAAAUUAGAAAGCUUAUUCAAAUUUCCCAAGCUAAUAUUGAUAAUAAUGAAAUUUUGUCGAUUGAAACAAUCAACCUUGUAUUGGGAUUAUUAGAUCAAUCAGGAACAGAGGAAUUACUUUUGACUUCACGGCAAUCGUUUCUUACGCGCUGCCUGGAUAUCAUUGGAUCUGAUUCACCAACCCGUGAACGCCUUUACGCAAAAUUAUUCUCUCAGAAGCCAUUCCCCUUUAUGGAAUCAAUAAUUUUCCGUAUAUUCCAUGCUGAAGAUGACGAACAAGAAACUCUAUUUUUCAACCUUAUUCGAAACCCCAAAGAGACCUUAAGAAUGUCACGAAAAUUGCAAGUAAUUAAUAACUGCUUCAAAAAUAACAACAUUGAUUCACAAAUGGCAGCACUUUGUGUGGAUGUAAUACAAAAAAGAUUUUUCGGCUCAAAUGAAAUCGGAGAUUUGACUUUGUGCUUUCACCCGGCCAUUGAAACAUUGCUCGCACCCAACAAUUCAGAGCCUUUACAAUUAUUGUCAUCGAUUGCAUACUUUAAAGAAUUUGUCCAAGUGUUUUGGCAAUCAACGGAUUCUCUCGACAAUCAUUCAUCGACUCAAGAAAUCCAGUUCAAAUUCAUGGAUAUUGACAAUUUGAUUGACGAUAUCAAUAAUUCAUUACGUCUUCAGGGUCAAUUAGUGCAUUCUUUAAAAGUCUACUUUUUAAAGGAAUUGCGAUCUCUUGGAUUUUCAAUUGAACAACUAAAAAAAUUUUCUCAAGUUCAACGAAAUCUGUUGCCAUGGAUGACAGAUCUUUCCUGGGAUAAUGAUACCAACCGAAGCAGACUUCCUAUUAAUCCUUAUUGGAUAAUAGACGCGUAUGUCGAAGCAGAAAAUGCAUACGAGUAUUCCUAUUCACGUCUAAACAAUACCCAAUUUGAUACUUUCUUUCAAAGUAUGUUGCAGAAUAAUGCUGUUGAUCAGCGCAUUGCCAUGAUUGGUUUGAUUUUCGCGAGAUUACAUUCACUUCGAAUUGCUGCUCAAGAAUUUAAUCACGGUGAAAAACGAAUAUAUGAAUUUUUACAUAAUCAAAUACAACGAAUGCAUCUUCCCGCCAUCUAUAAGCAGACUAUCAUGAAAUUGUUUGAGAAUAGACAUCCUCUCGUUCGACUAAAUCAACAAACUAAUAAUCCCCAAUUACUCUUAAUUUCUGUGAUUACGCAUCUUAUUGCUGUCAAUGCGUCACUCCCGCCGGAUCAUUCUCCAUUGAGUAGAUAUAUGCAUCAAUUACAAGCUUGUCAAAAUACGUUCAUUUUGACAUGUCCUUCUAAUAUGGAUUCUGUGAUUGUGAAUGCUCUUAAUGCUGACGACAAAGAGGGGACUAGAUUCACGCGGUAUCAAUGUGAUUGUGGUUAUAAAUAUCUGGUAGGAGAAUGUGGAUUGCCAAUGAGCGCAAAUCAUGUUAUAUCUUCAGGACAGAGUAAAUUAGAUGCAAACCCAAUAACACAGAAUUUACAGGAAGAUCAAGCUGGAUACAUUGUGGAAACUAGCAAUCGUGAAUUAUACCAAAGUGUACGCGCCAUGACUCCAGCGUCAUAUCGAAUCUUGCAUUUAUUUAUUCAUGUGAUCUUUGGAAUAUCAGCUGUUCCAUCUGUUGCGAAUAAUUUCAUUGCCAAUGUUACAGACCCGGUUAAACACUGCUCGGAUCACAUUGUCAAUGACUGGAAUGUUCUAUUACAACUUUUCAAUUGCACCGAUGAAACACUGGCUUUAUUACUUCACGCUAUUAUUUUCGAGAUGACCAAAGAGCCAAGGCGAAAUCCAGUAGCGCUUAAUGCAGCAAUUGAGAGAGAUCAAUGGGAACGAUUUUUCACAGAACGUUUUGUGGCUCCCUUUGUAAAAAGUGUUAACGGAACAGCCGUUGAUCUUCGCGUAAAAAUAGACGCAGUGAAUCAUGGAAGCAGUAUUUUCGAAAAAGAAAUUAACGAGACAAUGAAAAUCGACGAAUUAUAUAGUCAAGAAUAUUUACCAAGACUUUGGCGAAGAAUUGGAGAUACAACACUUGACAAUUUACGCGCAUAUUUUGCUUCAGAUGUACAAAAUGCUAUAAAGCUCCCAUUCCUCGAUGUAUUUUUCAAGUAUGAAAAAAAAUUGGGCUUGAUAAAGCAUAUUAGACCUAUUGUCAAAUUUGUGCAAAUUUUAUCAAAGCGUUUAGGUCAUCGCGUAACUCGAAAGCAAGCUCAGAAUUUAACUUUUCGAGAUUUUAUUGAAGAUCAAGCCUUGAUUUCAGAUGAGUCUAAUUAUUUGGAAAAUACAUUUUAUGAUUUCGUGGAAGCAUGGAACUCUGUAAUCGAACACGUCACGCGUUUUCGAUGCCAAGAUUUAGCGCAGCAACCUACAAUGAAUGAUGGCAUCUCAGUUGUAUUUGGUUUAGUAGAGCCUAAAGGAGAAUCACUCUAUCUCUGUGCUGUAUUGAAUUAUUUGAUUAGUCUACAAAAUGAAUUUUUGCGAGAAGUCGUCACGAUUUCACCUCAAAAUUGUCGCUCUUUACGAUUUUUAGAGCAAGAUGGAAGCAAUGAAAUUGAAUCGAAUACGUCAUCAACACAUCCCGCACAAAAUGUUCGAUAUUAUCUUGGAACAAUGCAACUUGAAAACGUUCGUCCAUCAAAUAUAAUCAAUUAUAAAUGGAAUGACGAGAUACUUAAAUUCAGUCAAAGGAAUCUCGAAGUUGGUCAUGGAGAAGAGAUUGAAUACGAUUUAUACAAAAUGGAAAUUGAAUUGGCGCGUAUAUUGGCAUUUGAUAAAGUUCACAUUGAAGCCAUUCAAGAUAAUUUAUACCUGGAAAAAUUCCCUUAUCAUAUGGAAUUAUUCCAUGGAUCAAUGACGUUAAUAAACGAACGUAAUGCUCUUGGCGAUGGUGACAUGCUCAUCACGGAUUAUAUUCAACAAUGGAUGAAUUCAUCUUCAAUUACCAAGAACAAAGAGCUGCGUCAAAUCUUCCAAGCGGAGCUACAACUCAAGCAUAUCAUCGCUUUAUACGAGUUGAUUGAAGAUAAAGUUGCCGAUGUGAUGGUUGAAUGUAUCGAUAACAAAUAUAAAUCAGAAAUACCAACAGGCGUUGAAGCCGAUAUUUUGGAAAUAGCGGAAUUCGAAUCAACGGCACAACAAUCGAAUCUACAACUCAAAAAGCAAUUGCCAGCCGAAAUAUUCGCUUCCGCGUUGAAACGAUUCAUGUUACGGUACCUUUCUGACGAACUUAUUCAACCAAAGCUUCAGCUUUCACUUUAUCUUUGUGAUGAAUCUCUUAAUUGUUGGCCAUCUAAAUAUACUGAGGAAAUAUUAAACGAUAUAUUUCCGGAUUCAUUCCUUGUUGAGCAUACUUAUGAAGCUUAUCAAUUGAUCAAAAAGAAAUUAGAGGUUGAAGCGAUGAAACGGCAAAUGAGAGAGAAUAAGAUGAAUGCAGGAGGAGCAAGGCGUCUUCAUGAUAGUGGCGCACAUGGAAAAUCUAAACGUGCAAAGAAGAAUCGAGGCGAAUUCGAUGCGAUGUAA
Ambispora gerdemannii is the source of this 13455-nucleotide messenger RNA. NCBI's taxonomy places the organism in Eukaryota, Fungi, Glomeromycota, Glomeromycetes, Archaeosporales, Ambisporaceae. The record is from the annotation of a GenBank genome assembly.